CAGGUGAUUGUGUAUUCCCCACACCAAUGUAUGUAGAUUUAGUUCAGCGCGAACACUUAGACUGUCUUACUGAUCUCAGCUGUUCAAGCAACAUUCUGGAACAGAUCGUCGACACUGAAAACAUUGGCUUGUCAAGAGAAAGAAGUAGUAGCUAUGUGGUUGUGAAAAUCCUGUGAUGUGAGCAUUGCAUCUGUCGCCAUGGGAGCAGAAGAGAGCAAGGGAGGUAACUACGGUCUGAUGGGGCCGAGUGCGGUGGUGGCCAACAUGAACCGCCAGGCACAGGCUGCAAGGCCAUGGUCACUGCUCCACAUGUGCUCACUUGACCAGUGGAAAUCCGGACAUGCAGAAGCAGCUGGGUUCGCGGAAACAACGAUGACAUGUAACGGAGUGAUGUUCAAAGACUGUAGCCCCACGUUCUGUAUAAGUCGGCAAGGUAUUAUCAACAUCAACAAAACCAGCUCUGUGUUCAGCUUCAGGCGAAAAAACAAGUUCACAAAGAUGGCUGAGCACUUUGAGUACAAUCAUAUUCCUGCUCAUCUGUCGUCAAUCCAGAACUUUCACGUAAAGAGCGUGGUGUGCUACCAUGACACCACGGUUAUACUUCACCUGGUGCGGAACAUGAUGACCCAGUUUGGGGUCAUAGACCUAGGUAUAAACAAAUUUAUGGGUAUAUUCGGUAAAAAGACUGCUGAAUUUGUGAAUGAGGCAGUUCGGGGCCAGAUCAGCCCUGAUGGCUCCCUAUGUCUCAUCAAAAUACCCAAGCUAAGUGACAAUAACAGUGCCUUUGUCUUCCAGCUUUACUGCCUCAAGACAAGGGAGCUAGUGCGUGAGCUUGCCCUGCCCUUUCAUCACAGCCUAUUCGCCUUUGACCCCCGUUUCACCUCCAGUCGUUUUGCAGCCACCAGCUUCGUUACUGGAGAGGACAACAGCCUGAGUCUGAUUCACACAGACUCUUGGGAGGUAAUAAGCACCAACACACGUGUGGAUGACAUGCGACUAAGUCUACACCCAACGCUUAAAGACCUUUUCUACUCUAAAGAUGGGUAUCUCAUCUUUGCUGUUAUGGUAACUGCUGGCUGUCACUGCAGGGAGAAGAAACUUCGUCGACAUCAACCCAUCGAAAUUAGCAUCUACAUCUUCAAUGCAGAUACGGCGCAAACCUUGCACUGUGUGCAGUACAACAGAUAUACAUGUGGCCAACACUCAUGCCCAACUAACUUCAUGCCACUCUUCUCGAACUGUGGCAGUCGUAUGGCCAUCGUCCUCAAUGAAAUGGAAACUCCCAUCGACCAUCUACAAAUCUACAAACUGCCAACUGCUGGGAGCCUACAGAACCGCAGUCGAAUCCGCAUCCUGCAGACGUUUGCUCCAGAGAUCCUCCCCAAACUGCCCCUCCCUGCUCGUAUGGUCCAGUACCUACAGUUCCAACCAGAAUUCGCCUAAUCCUCAAUGCUAUUACUGUUUAGGGACAGAGCAGUCUUUCAGUUAAUGAUUUAGAUCUGAUCCUCAACAUGGUCAAUCUGGAAAUGUUAGAACUUGCCCGGUAGUUGAUACUUCAGGUCAAACUUCAGUGUGAUCCUAGUCCGCUUCAAAUAAACGAGAAACUACAAUCAGAUACAACGCCUGCAAAGUUGGAGGUUAUCUGUGAUCUGCAACAUUUCGGAAAAAGGAAGAAGUGUAUGAUUCGUAAUAUAACAAUUCAUGCUGUGAAGAUCAUCUAGUUCUUGUCCGUGUCCAGUGAAGCUAAGAGCACUUGUGAUACAAAGCUCCAUCCUUUACCAAAGGAACACCCGAAAUGAGUAUGCACCAGAUCUUUACUUACAUUUAAUUAAGAAAUUUUACACAUUUUGACUCUUAAGAGUUAGCAAAAAAACAAAUCAUGCAGCAAAUAUAUUCGCUUUUACAGUAUGUAAGAUAUGAGGUUCAGUAAAACUAUUUUUGUCUCAUCACCUGAACACAGACAACAGAAGUUAUGCCUGCAGAAAAUUAUUAAGGCUACUUUUGCUCUUUGCAGUGUACCAAAUAUGAAAUGUAACGAAAAAAACUUUGAUUUACAGAAAAGGGCUUUGUGCUAGUGCCAUCACUGGGUUUUAGUGAUAAUGAUUUGGAACAUUUACUAAAUUCACUAUUUUUUAUUGGAAAAACAACCCAAAGAAUGAAAAGUAUUUUGAAAGGCAAAGUUUUAUAAGCCUACACAAGUCGGAUGUCGUCAUUUUACUGUGAAUGUUAACUAUGUAAAGUAUAGGCCGUUAUGUGGCUUACGUAUAGAAUGUAGAGUUGUUGAUGCUGUGGACCAGCCCAUGUAAUGGCUGGUGUUCUACAUGUGUGUGGGGGCUGUACAAUCAUCACAGUAUAAUCUAGUCAGUCAUUGGUACAACUACAUGCUCACCCUAGAUAGAAGCUCACCCUCAUCCUCAUACAAGUGAACUUGGUGCUUGUAGUGAUAGUAUACCCUUAAGUGUACUCGGGAGUGAGAGAGAGAUGGCACAGGCCAGCGUUAAAUGGAUGUCCACCUAGUUUAGGUUUUGGUUACGUGUUUAUCGUUGUCUUUCACUGACUGAGGUUUGCGUUCAGUCAACACAAGGGGGUAAGUUCCCUCUAUUCUCCCUCUUGGAGAUCCCUGGGGUCAGAUAGGCGUGGUCCUCUGGCCGUGUGGUCCAAAGAUCCAUGUCUACCGUAAGUUUGUGUGGUCCCCGUGGUACACCUAUGCUAGUGUUGGAUGGAGACAGAUAUACAUACCCUGUAUCUUCAGUUAAUGAAGAUAAGCUUUUGUUGGAUAUAAAUAGCUUUGUAGCAGUAAUUGAACCAAUGUCUGUUAAAUGUUCAACUUUUUCUGAUAAAAUCAAAAUUUCAAAAACCAUGGGGUCCAAAUUUGGCAGAAGGGGACCCUUAUUUUGCAAAAAGGUUUCUGCCUCUGUUUGUUCCUCUCAAUAUAUGCAAAACUUUAAUGGGGAUGAUUUUAAAUGAAGAUCCAACAUUUUGCUCUAUAUCUUUCUCAUUAUAUGGAGUUCUUUUGGCAAUAGUAUCUGUUUUAAAAAGUAUUACAAUUGCAAUAAUAAUUGAUCAGCAUAAGGGGUUGGAAUGUUUAAAUUCAGGCACGUUUUUGCCAACUUGAUUAACAGGUUCAUUUAAAUAGAGGAAAGUAGUGGUAUAGAGGUAAAAUCUUUCUAUUGUUUUUUGACAAGCUAUGUCAAUAUGGAUACAUAGAGUUACAUAGAUUUACAAGUGUCCACUUUGUGAUAUGACGAGGGUGGUGUUCGGGGGACAUCCAUUUGAUGUAGGCCUGGUGGGGGAGAAUUUAUUUUUGAUAAUUUUUGAUCCUAUUGAACAACUUGUGUUGUCAUUAGCUUAAUUUCUGAUAAAGAAAAAAUAUCACACUUAUUGAUACAAAUCUUGAAAUUUAAUUAAGAAUUAUUGUGAUCAUGGUCCAGUUAAAUUCAUAGCCUGGUUCCUGUAAAUAUUUAGAAGAUAUUAACACAAAUGUAACAAUCUCUUACUAAGAGUGCAAGUUUGGAGAGAAGCUGAUCCUCUAAAGGGAAAGUCAGAAUUUUAUUGUGUAAUUAAGCUACCAGAGAUUAUUACUAUUGAACCCUGGCAAUACAAAUUAUAAAAAUUGAAUUUUUGAAUUAAUGAUUGUGUGUAGCUACAAAAGCUUAUGUACAUAGGAUCUUUUAUGAUUAUUCAUUCAAAUUAUGUGGUUAACAAAAACUAUAAAUAGGUAUUGUUUAUAAAAAAGGUAAUACAUUCAGCAUUUAUAGAAAAAAGUAUAUGUCUUAUUUAGCGGAAGUAUUUUAAGAUAAAUCAUUUUUAAAAUCAACUGUAUUAUAUAAAAAGAAAAGAGUUGUGUUAAGAAUAUAUGUUACAAUCAAUUAUGAAGACUGCAACGUGAUGUGACCCACCAUGACAAAACUGACUCCAGCAUGAAACGAAAAUAGUCAAACCUGCUCAUGCCAGCUGUUUUAUUGACUACCUGUGUUAAGAGACCACUUUAAUUGUUUCCCAUUGUAGUGAUUUUAUUGUGAACUGAACCUGUAUUCAGAGACCACCUGUGUUAAGAGACCACUUUUUGGACUUCCCAUGGGUGGUCUCUUGAUACAUGUUUAAAUGUAUGUUCCUUAUAGGCAGUGAAUUAUUUGAUAUAUCUGUAUGAGAUGUCAAGAUUUUAUAAGCCCUUCUAUAACUGGCCUUCUUUGUGUUUGGAGAUUUGGGGGUUGAAUUAGACUCGAAACAUAGCACAAUGCAUCUUAUAACUAGUGUUUAACCCUUUCACCCCUAUGUAACUUUAAUUAACCCUUCCAUGCAUUGAUCUGGAUAAGUCCAUUAUGGUAUACGGUAGUGAAAUGGCUAGUACCUUAUAUUUAUAUUAAUCAGGAUCCUGGAUGAAUAUGUUUUAAUUGUGUCCAUUCAUCUGUUUUGUGUUAAGAUAGAAAAAAAACACCAUUUGAGGUAAUCAAGCGAUCAUAAAUGUUCUUAAAAAAAAACUCUGAUUUCAGAUUUCAUGGUGGGUCACAAAAUGUUGGAAACUGUUGACAAAUCAUGAAUGUGUAGCCGAGUGUUAGAAUCAAUUGUUACUGCUCUGAGAUUUGUUGUGUGCUUUAUAAUCAAACCUGUUUAAAACUGUAAUUCAGUGAAGUAUUGUAUUCCCAACAUACAAAAAGGCUUUGUGAUAUACUAUAGAACCAAGAUGUGAUGCAACUUCCCUUAUAUCCUAGCUUCAAUCAUUUCAUGAUUUAGUUAUCAUUAAAACCAUGUCUCGAAGGAAAUGGUAUGGAAGGUAAUUAAGGUAUUAUAUAACUAACUAGUCAAAUCAUUCACCCCUACAUAUUUAAACUGGACUUGCCCAGUCUUUGAUUUGGUAGGGUUCAAGUGUGAUUUUAGGGGUGAAUGGGUUAAUAUUUAGUGAUGUUUUCCAUCUAGUUAGAUUCAAUAACACUGAGGUUUAUUUAGACAGAUUUUGUUUUUGGGUAGCAAAGAAUUAGAGGGACCUUGUUUAACGAUAUAUUAAUUGCUGGUCACCUGGUGCCAAAUCUUGUGUACAUUGUUGUGUAGAAGUUUGUUAUUUAUUAAAUCUGUUAAUCUGUAGAUUGAGAUACUUUCUGUAUACUAAUGUCACUUACAUAAUCACCACACUCCUUUGACACACUAUAUUAAAUUCCUUCACAAAUAGAUAAGAACCACAAGUAUUCUACUGUUGAGUGUUAAGGACCACCACCACUUUCAAUAUUUUCUUCAAAAUAUCCCUGGUAGUUUGUCAGCAUACUACUAGCAUGAACAACAUGAAAACCAUUUAAAACCAGGAUUAUUUUAUUUUAGCCUUGAUUUGAAGGAAUUUGUAAAAUGUUGAAGAUGAAUGUCAAUUUUCCAGGUAUUAUUCUUUGUUGAUUUUAGAAUAGUAAAGAGGAAAUGAUAUCUGUAUGUGGUUCUAAGUCAGAAAUAACAGCAUUUGGAAGUUAUACUCUUAGAAAGAUGUUUUUAAGAGACUGUUACUUACUACAGUAAGGUAGGUAAGGAGAUUUUAGUUGUUCCGUUGGUGCCUAGAACUGGGAGGUUGAUGAGAUUGAUUCUUGAGAUUCUCAAAAUCAUUGGUGUUUAGAGAAAUAGGUACGGUACCAGUCCCAUGUAGCUGUGGUACUGGUAAUUUAAGUAACAUUUACUGAAAUAGUGCUGCAGUAUUACUAUUACUAUGACAUUUAGGGAUUUCGGUAGUCAAAUAAGAUUUUGCCUGAAAUAUGGAAGGUUUCAACAUCAUAUCAAAUAGACAUUUCCUAACAAACCCCAUAGUCAAAGCUCAUUUUGGGGAGUCAAAAAGAUAUACUGUCAAGGGUCUACUGAAAGCCCUGCUAAAGAAGUACUGAAAGUUGAAUGAAGUAGUACUGAUAGUGAACUGAAGUGGUACUGAAAUUUUGCACUAAACUUAAUUGGGCAUAGUAUUUAUCAUUAGUGUAUUGAAGUUGCACUAUGAGUAUACAGUGAAGCGGUACUGCCAGUAGUGGUGAAGUACCGGUGAUGAAUGCACUCUGUUGACCUUUAGUUAGAGUUAUAGUGGUGAUCUGUUGGUUGGACGUAUAUAUAUAUAUCUACAGAUAUUAUAUUCUUUACUAAUCAAACUUGUGAGGUGCUGAUUGUUAACUGUUGACCAUUGUCAUGGAGAACACGACUCCACUUUCCUCUUCCCAUCAUAUUAUCUCACUGACCACUUGCAGGUCACUAAAUUCAGCAAUGACCAAUCUGUUAGUGAUGGACAGCUGACCACUGUAGAGUAUUUAAUUAUCUCCCUGUGAUAGGAUUAUAACACUUAUUGCCUCUCUCAUUCAUAGAAAGCACUUGUUAUGAUAGAUAAUCACCCGAUGUGUUAAUUGAUAGUGACACACUGCAUGGAGUAUUUUCAAUAAAACACCAUUCCAAUACGUGUACAAUCUAUAAGAGUACAUCAGAACCAAUCUAAUGUCACGGUGAGGAAGUCUAAGAUAUGAGUAGUCUACACUGUUAUAAAUAAAAACCAUCUAGUCGUUUAACACUAGUCAUUUACCACCUGUCCCUAGGUGAUGUCAAAUGUCAAUUUGUUCAUUAAUGUCACAAGUCUUUAUCGUCUAGUGUCCAACCAUUUUUUCUUACCUGACUAAGAGCAAAUUUAUAUUUAGGUUUAUUUUUUGAAAAAAAAUCCUUAGUCUGUAAUGAAAUCUAAACGUCUAUAAUGAAACCUUAACACCACUUGGAACUGAAUAACCAUCUAAAGACAAAAGACUUAAAAGUACUUUUAUAUUUCAGGAUAUUUAAAAAAUAAAUUCACUAUGAACAUUACUAUGUAUAAGAUGCAAAGCAUUUAAAUUACAAUAUAUUGUCAUAAACAUAAUAUACAUUGGCAAAAAUUUUAAUAAUACUUUGCACUUGUGUAUCACUGUGCAUUCUAUAAUGGGUAAAUAUAUUGACAUCUUUGUUUGGUUAGGGUAUCAAUUAUGGACAUCUGUUGGAGGUGAUUAUGUGGUUAUAUGGACCCGAGAAAGUGAUAUUGACCAAGAUGAACUUGAGGUUAAUAUCACUUUCUCAUGUGCAUAGAACCAAAUAUUCACUAAAAAUAAAAGUAUUUGAUGAUUAUAUUAGAUGCUAAAUAAUGUUUUCAUCAUUAAAAGAGAUAGAACGUAUGAAAAUUGUACAAAGUAAAGUACUGCAUUCGGCAGAAAGCAUUGUGUAGGUACAAUCAAAAUGAUGUGAUAAAAUGAAUAUUGAUCUGCUGCUUCUAAAAAUAGUAAGACAGAGUCAAUAUCACAAAUCACCAAUCGCGAUGUGAAUAUGACCCAACUAAUGAGGAUGUAGGAAAAAAGUGUCAUCUAAUAUUGCGAAAAAAGUUCAAAGGUCAUUGACUGACGAGGUCAUUUGAACAAAUCUAGAUUUUAUAUUUUAUUGUAAGAUAUUGAUAUUUCCAAUUUAGCAUUGAUAUUUGAAUUGAUACAAAGUAUUGUGAUAUGUGGAUACUAAGAUAUAUUGCUUCAGCUGUGCUAUUUAUCUCGUAAUUGUCUCUAUCCAGCUUAUACAGUGGGAGACUCUGUAUAGUAGGGGCUACACAUUAAAAAAAUAAUCAUGUUUUUCCAUGAUAACCACCUUAAAAAAUGGUUAGUGCUAAAUUUUAUUAAACAAUAUUAUUUAGAAUAUAUUUUACAACAGUUAUAAUCCAUUACGGCUAGUGCUAGGGCAUGCUAUUUUGCAAAGAAACAAUAACCAAGUGUACCAGUUGCCUACAAUCAACCAGCUUCAGUUGUUACGUUACCUACUUACUAUGUACAGAGAGUAAUGUAUUAUCUCUAAUUGUUAUCUAUCAAAUCUGUCUCUGAUCUAUUUUUGUCAUACAAUGAUCAUGUCAUUACAUCACAUCAUACCAUCACAUGACUUUUCUAUAAAUAGCACAUUAUAUUAUUACUCUUGACUCUGGUUAGCCUGAUAGGCUGAGUUUUUGACGGUGACGUCAUAAAUGUGUCACGUCUUGUGUACCCAAUACAUGGCUCAAAUUCAGCACCUGUUAAUGUCAACUCAUUUACCCCUAACGACACAUUUGAACUCUCCCAAUUCAAAGUUUGGAAAAAUGCAUUAGGAAAUUUCAGGGGUGAAUAAGUUAACAUAAUUAUGAAUUGUUCAUUUUAUUUUUGAAAUUCAUAAAAUCUAAUUUCAUGAUUACAAUACUGUUUUGAAAGAAUUGAAAAUACUGACUGAUAUAUUUUAAUCUGUCAUAUGAGGAGAAAAAAAAUCAUAUACAUGUACAUUAGGGCAUUCGUUAAUCUAAUUAUCACUUACCAGGUUAGACCUUGUGACAUGUUGAAUUGUAUAAUAUUCUCUAUAUCAUUGUCUAUAUUUGUAUCAUUAAUUUCUUAUUAUACAUGUAAACUAUAUUCAUUAUAAUAGCCACCCUUCCCUUAUGCCUCAGUUUUUAAACAAAAGAUAUCUUAUAAGAAUUGUUCCUGUUUUGGAUUUGGUUUCUAGAAUAUUUAUCUUGGAAUGUUUACAUUCACUUUCCAGUAUCAAUGCAGGAACUCAACAUCUGUUUCUAAAUAUUAUAAUGAACACGUAUCUCUGUUUGGUAAUUAUAUAUAUAAAAAUCCACAAUAGAGAGGUCAUAUGGUGUUUAUUUAUAUCAUGAAUUUCUAAACUGGUCAUUAAUCCUGGCAGAUACUUUUGCAAUUAAGUUAUGAGACCAUUUUGAUUAUUUAAAUAUUGAUCAAAACAGAAUUCAAAAAAAAAAAAAAACUUUUUAAGAAAACAAAAGAGAACAGCAAGCUUAUUCUAUCAUCCAAAUAUUUAUCAAAACAAUCUUUAGUAAAAACAGCAAUUGUGUUCUACUGCUGUCGUAAAUUUGUCAACAUUUGAGGCCUGUAUUGCAUUGAACUACAUAAUGUUCUACAUUGAACUCAGUAUUAUCUAUCUUGCGUGUUAUGUCAAGUGGGUUUGUUUGAUUACUAACUGUUUACUAACCAUGAUUAAUAGCCUAGGAUGUAUAUCUGUAUGUUUAUCAUGUAUAUUUAUACUGAUGAUAAUGAUAAUUAUAUUACAGGUGAAAUCAGCUGCAAGGAUAAGACAAAUUGUCAAGCAUGACAUAGCUUCCGUUUAAUGAUAAAUACUUUUUACUUGUUUGUGAAAUCAACCCUUAGAGUAAACGUAUUGUUUAACUGUAUGUAAAAAUCUCAUUAAUCAAAACAGGACUGUUGAUAAAAAACUGAACAGCAAAAUCACAAGAUAUAUUAUCAAAGAACAUUCACAAAAAAGGAAUUGAAAUGUUUAUGUUUAUGUAGAAAAUUGUUUAUUAACUACCUGACCAGUACUUGAUUUAAGUGAAGGUGAUUUAUGCAGAAUUAAUCAUAGAUGGCAUCAUGAGUUCUUUUAUCUGUGUUGUGGAAGGAUACAGAUUGUGUUUGCCAGGUACAUAUCUAUUUCCCUGUAUAAGGAUACAGAUUGUGUUUGCCAGGUACAUAUCUAUUUCCCUGUAUAAGGAUACAGAUUGUGUUAUCACUUAUAUUAUAAAACAGAUGUUUGGGAUGUGAUAGACAUGUAAUAUGAUACACAGAUAUGAAAUUGUGAUAGGAUGAUAAUCAAUACAGGAGGGUUGGGGCACAGUCAGUGUUAACUACCUUUAUUGCAGAACAUUAUAUCAUACAAUAAAUAUCACCCUUUUAGGACUUCAUUGGGCAUGAUAUGAAUAGCCAAGUCAUUACAUGUAUGAUUAUUGAAUAAACCGCGCACAAACUAAAAUAAUAUCAAAACAAAUUAGGAAUUUAAUUUUGACAUUUUAUGAAGAAAGGGCAUUGAUUCGUUAAACUUUGAAUUAUAUACAGCAAUUACGAUUUACAAGAUUGUUUUUAAAUGUUAUGAUUGUCGGAGGUGUCUAUAAUAUAAAACAUUGUUUACUGAAGUAAAAGAAAUUGUAGAGUACUAGAAGUAAUAUUGAAUUAGUAAAAUAGUAUAAUUAACUCUUUACCCUGCCAAAGUUUGUUCGGUAAGAUUAACAUGAUAUAUAGAGGGGUGUGGUGCUACAGUAAGAAACAAGUACGAAGAAAAUGUUAAAAUCAAUCAAAGAUACCUUGAAGUAUAUUUCAUGUAAUCAAAUUUACAUAUUAAAUGAGGAGCUUUUAUAUAGAAAGUUUAUAUUUCAUUUCACAAAUAACUUUGCAUCUGUCAUAUAAAAUAAACAGUUUCUGUAUGAUUUACUAACAAAGUUUGAUCAUGGUAGGGAGGGAGCAUUGUUGAAAUAAAAUAGAGCUGAUUUGAAGAAAAAAGGAUGGUCUUGUUUUCCAACCAUUGCUAGUAGCUUCUAUGUUAAAUCUAUGGAGGAAUUUUUAUUUUUUCACUGAAUUGUAAAAAAUAUCAAACAAAGAAAAAAAUAGAAAAAAAUGUCUCGAAAGGAAUUCUUUAUCUCAGUUUUAUUAGAAGAUAAUUAACAGAAUAAGAAAAUGAUAUCAUCAAAUGAUAGAAGUAAUUACGACAUUGUUUAAUCUCAAAGUUAGAUAUUUUAUAGUCAGUUAUUUACAGAAUGCUGAUCAACCAUUAUUUUCAGAAAAAACAUGUUUACCAACAGGCUGUUUACAUUUCCCUGGCAGUCCGCCACUGAUACAAAUGGGUAAGGUCUAUUUUAAGUUCAGAUUUAUCUUAAUGACUUAUGUAUCUUUUUAGAUAUUUCUUGCGAUGACGCGCAGUUACAUUCCAGACUGCAAUGCAUGCGUGUUUGGUUGGGAAUGCACAAUAGUGAAGCUAGGUCUCGGCUGUGGUUACUGAUACAUGUAAACCUCCGUUUUUAGCCUGUCAGAUAUUUAAUCUCAAACAUACUGCAGUGUUUAGUGUAUCGCUUUUUAUUACUUGGCUGAGAAUCAUUUCUUUUCCAAUAUUACACAGUUCUUAAGACAACAGUUCCCAUUAAUUGCCAGAAAGAUAGAGGUUCAAAUUUGAUGUAGUAUGCAGUUAUCAAAGACGCGUUAUCUUUUUACGAAUAGCUCUCAUUCUGCCCUGACUUUUAUGGCCAAUUGUUACCUCCAUCAUUCUGAAUUGUGGUUGCUAAAAAUACUUCUUUCGUGUUUACCAAUUUCAAACAGUUGUAUAUAAAAUAAACCUUCCUUAUUCUUUGUAGCAUUCACCUUCAAUCUACUAAUCCUCCCCAGACUAUAAAAAACCCUUCGCCCCUGAAAUUUUAUUAUGAACUUACAGUCUUACAUUCUAGUCGUGCCUGAGUGAAGGCAUAACAAGGUAUAAACAGGCUCAUUAUAUAUUUCUCGGCCUGCAGCGUUCUUAAACCUAAAUCUGUGAAUUAUGCAGUUUUCAUUUCCUGUACAUGAUUUACGAUAAACAAUCUGUCCUUGAAAGUCCUGAAGCUGUUCAUAUUAAAAAUGUUCUGAACAUUUUUUUUUCAACUACAAUUUGUCUAAUAUCUCAUUUAACUUUCCCAUUUUCACGUUUCACCUCUUAAAGUUUUUAUUAAUAACUUCAGUUUCUGCUCGUUAAAUUUCUCAGCCUGCAACUAAGAUUAAGACUUCUCUUAACAAUAUCCAUUUUCUAUGUUAAAAUAUUAUUAUUAUAUUAUAAUAUUGAUCUCUUGGAUGACCACAGGAGGAGAUAAGCUAGUAGAAGAACGCAGCUACGAUGUUUUACAAUAAUUUGGGUUGACAGCUAGUCUUCAUUUUUGUUUUCUGGCAUUGUCUUUAAAAAUAAAAUGUUAUUUAAAUCUCUGCAAUAUUCAUCAAACCUUUCUCCUGAUAAACUAAUACAUUGUUGUUACACUUUACCCUAAAAAAGAAAAAAAUACAUUUGAGUAAAUAGUUAUUAAAGUUAUACAUAUUUAAAAUGUAGGACGUUUUAAUGCAUGUCUAAAACCGAUGCAGUGAUAGAGAACAAGUCUGUUUUAUGGGAAAACCAGAAUAAGUUUAUAUUUAACGGUGAAAUGCUGAGUCAAUACUCCACAUGUGGAAGUGAUUAUCACACCAAACAGCCUCUCUUCUCUCCUCAAUCUUUUGUGCUUUUAUUUUCUCUGACGAUUGAUAUCAUUGAAAACUUUCAGCGUCUGUUUGUUAAAGCUUCCACAGGGCUCUGUUAGGUUUUAUAUAGCGUCUGUAUGUUAAAGCUUCCACAGGGCUCUGGUAGGUUUUAUAUAGCGUCUGUAUGUUAAAGCCUCCACAGGGCUCUGUUAGGUUUUAUAUAGCAUCUGUAUGUUAAAGCUUCCACAGGGCUCUAUUAGGUUUUAUAUAACGUCUGUAUGUUAAAGCUUCCGCAGGGCUCUGUUAGGUUUUAUAUAACGUCUGUAUCUUAAAGCUUCCACAGGGCUCUGUUCGGUUUUAUAUAGCGUCUGUAUGUUAAAGCCUCCACAGGGCUCUGUUAGGUUUUAUAUAGCGUCAGUAUGUUAAAGCUUCCACAGGGCUCUGUUCGGUUUUAUAUAACGUCUGUAUGUUAAAGCUUCCGCAGGGCUCUGUUAGGUUUUAUAUAGCGUCAGUAUGUUAAAGCUUCCACAGGGCUCUGUUAGUUUUUAUAUAGCGUCUGUAUGUUCAAGCUUCCACAGGGCUCUGUUAGGUUUUAUACAGCGUCUGUAUGUUAAAGCUUUCCCAGGGCUCUGUUAGGUUUUAUAUAGCGUCAGUAUGUUAAAGCUUCCACAGGGCUCUGUUCGGUUUUAUAUAGCGUCUGUAUGUUAAAGCUUCCGCAGGGCUCUGUUAGGUUUUAUAUAGCGUCAGUAUGUUAAAGCUUCCACAGGGCUCUGUUAGUUUUUAUAUAGCGUCUGUAUGUUCAAGCUUCCACAGGGCUCUGUUUGGUUUUAUAUAACGUCUGUAUGUUAAAGCUUCCGCAGGGCUCUGUUAGGUUUUAUAUAACGUCUGUAUCUUAAAGCUUCCACAGGGCUCUGUUAGGUUUUAUAUAGCGUCUAUGUAGAAAAAUAGAAAAUAGAAAUUUUGAAAGAUUUAUAUUUUUUUCUUCUGAAAUGAAUUCUUUUGUUAAAAAAAUCCAUAUCAAAUUCAGAACAAGUAGCUAGGUAAUUAAUGAAUUAGUACUACAGUUUAUAUAACAUGGUACAGUUUAGAUAUAAGCCACAUAUUCACUUGUACUUUUUACAUUUGAUCUAAUGCCUGGACUGCAAUCAUGAAAAUACAUCAUGUUAUUUUCAGGUUGAUGUGGUAUUUAUAACGGUGUUGAGAGCAGAGGUCAGAAGAAGUUUUUAGAUAUUUUGCGGAAUAAACAGUGUUAAUCUUUCAAAAGAAAUUAAUCAAGUGCUUAAAAUAUGUUUUUUACGCAUAACGAGAUUUUUUAUAACAGCUAAUAUGCUCCUGUGUUUGGUUUAUCUGUAGGCUGUGUGUGUAGCCUUUGUUCCCUGUCGGAGGACGUGUAUUAUAAACAAUGGUAUCAUACUAAGUGUUGUUCCGUCAGAACUAUAUCAAAAGUCAAUAAUCUAUGCUUGUACCCAAAUAAUACAUAAACGAGGCUGCUCAGCCUGAAUUAUACAUAACUAUAUACGACAAUCUGGUGUGACUAUAUUGUUUGAUCAUCUGCCUUGAACUUGUUCCAGAUUUCCCUGUUGAAAAGUAACCCUGUGAAUUAUCAUACUUGUAAAAUACUGCUUUCAUCUGCACUUAUUUUCUCCUCACAAACUUCCCGGUAUCCUCAAAGUCUACCUCUUGUUUUAGUUCUAGAUAUUACCACUCCUAGAUCUAACAGCUUGUUAGGCCUCUGUUAAUGUAGAUAUUUCCACAUUGUAUUUAAUGUACUCAUACAUGUACUCAUAAAAUGUUUCGAUAUUAGCUCAGUUUGGCACUGUGAUAUACUAAAAAGAUUAAGUCGAGAGCAAGAUACAAAUUGCAUUAAGAAAUUAAGGAUGAAGAAUAUGUGUGCUUAUAUCGAUUAUUGGAAUUUGAAAAUCAUAAUUCAAUAUCAUGCGUAGUGUUCAUAGGUGUAUGACUCAUAUCACUAUAUACAUACGUAACUCAUUGUGUUAUAAUUAUCAUAAAGCUCAUAAACACAACAUAAAAAAAAAAAAAAAUUUUGCCCGAAAAGCAUCGCACCUAAUCCCCAGCCAUUUGCUUUAAGCAAUCUAUGGAGUCUAUAGUACGCCUACAAACAUCGUCAAAAGUUUGAAAUGAAAACACAAAUCAAAACGAGCCAGCUAGGUAACGUUAUGUAAGGAUAUUUUCAACGAAUUCUCACUUUACCCCACUCUCCGCAUGAUCCCCUCCCCAUCCACCAACACACGCACCUACACCACACAACCAUACUGGGCACCUCGCUAGUUAAUAUACUGUAAAUGUGUACAUCCCCGGUAUAUCUUAACUUUGUCUGUUGUGUUAUAACAACAUAUAUAUGUGUAUAUAUAUAACAAUAUCCUACUUACGCUGUCUGUGUGGUAAAUCUGUAUGCCUUCUUUCAAUCAGCACUUCCAGCUUCUCUCUGUCGGUUGAAGAGUAAAUGCCAAAUUAUGUACAUAAUUAUACACAUAAGGUUAUCAUCUUAUGAAAUUGGUUUGUCAAAAUAAUCAUAUUUAUUUGCAAUAUUUAAGCCAGUCAUUUUAUUUUAAUUUCUAUAUGUUAAUCAACCAUUGCUGCUCACUGUUUUACAUUUCAAUCUUCAUUUUAAUUGUUUAUGGUGAUUACGCUGUUGAGUUAUGUAAUCUGCGCAUCGAGUAUUACAAAGAUAUUUUCCCUCGGGAUCAAUCAGUGCUACGUGUAUAUAUACUGUUAUAUUGUAUGUUACUCUCAGUCGUAAUCCCGAGUCAACUAGUUUACUCAAAAAUAAAAGGUUAUGCUUAAGCGGUA
This is a messenger RNA of Mizuhopecten yessoensis (Yesso scallop), 14756 nucleotides long. RefSeq lists its product as uncharacterized. Gene Ontology annotation, biological process: intracellular signal transduction. Bases 199 to 1443 code for a protein of 414 amino acids. The record is from RefSeq and is a predicted model, not a curated record. NCBI's taxonomy places the organism in Eukaryota, Metazoa, Mollusca, Bivalvia, Pectinida, Pectinidae. The transcript is spliced from 3 exons.